Messenger RNA from Talaromyces amestolkiae, 2937 nucleotides. RefSeq lists its product as uncharacterized. The transcript is spliced from 9 exons. The record is from RefSeq and is a predicted model, not a curated record. The coding region runs from base 1 to 2937 and encodes 978 amino acids. NCBI's taxonomy places the organism in Eukaryota, Fungi, Ascomycota, Eurotiomycetes, Eurotiales, Trichocomaceae. Gene Ontology annotation, molecular function: carboxy-lyase activity; DNA binding; zinc ion binding. Gene Ontology annotation, cellular component: cytosol; cytoplasm. Gene Ontology annotation, biological process: DNA-templated transcription; secondary metabolic process.
AUGCCUUAUGAAUAUGACUCGACGCUGGACGUGGGAGGGUUGACCAGCUGGUCUGCACCAAGUUCCGCACAGCCGAUAAAUAACAACGAUCAGUUCCCACUUCUGACCGGUAACCUGGACAGAUCUGAAGCGACUCACAUCAGCAUGGCAACCUCUUGGAUGUUUAGUCCCAGUCAUCAAUUCCCUGGGUGGCUGGUCGAUGAGGAUUUCGAUCUCAGUGCUUUGUGUGCAACCAUACCACCUUCUGGGACAUCACUUCCAAUGGAUUUGUCCGGUCAGGGGUUCUUCGCUAGUGACAGACUUCAGAUGAACGACAGCAGUGACAGAAACAUAAUUAUCGCAGCCUCCUCGGAUGUUAUCAGUGAGUCGAAAGAAGAGAGGGUUAAAAGGUCUUGGUUUACGUAUCUGGGUACAGAGCGGAGUGGCCAGAUUACUCCGGACGGGAUAAACCAACCCACCAGUGUGGAUGAGCGAUACAGGGAGGAUUUAUCUCGUGAACUUCAGCAGCGACGGAUAACCUACGAGCCACUUCCGUCUAUUGAUUUUUUGAACUUGUGCAUUCAAAUGUACUUUACGCGAUUUCACCCGAUCUUUCCCAUUGUGCAUGCACCAACAUUUCGACCAUCUGCGAAGCGGUCUUUGCUGUUGAUUUCAAUAUGCUCGGUGGGGAGUCUGUUCUUGGGAUCGCCAUAUGCCGUGACUCAAGGUAACAGACUGUUUGAGCGAUUAAACAAAGCUAUUCUUGCAUCGUGGGAGAUGUACUUUGUGCGAGGCGCGCCAGAAGCGCUUGCGAUGACUCAAGCUGCUUUGUUGGGGCAGACAUUUGCCCUGCUUUCAGGAAAUCCAAGACACAUUGUGUUAUUUCAAACAUUUCACGGGACUCUCAUAGCAUGGGCUCGAAGACAGAAUAUGUUCAAUCAAGACCUGGCGACUAUAUACCCUAGUGGCAUGCAAACAGAUGCUGAAGCUUCAUGGAGGCGAUGGAUCUAUGACGAGGAGAAAAGACGGGUUGCAGUUGGUCUUCGCAUCCAUGAUUCAGAAGCCGCAGAAUUAUUUAUGACCGAGCCAUUUCUACGGUGUUCAGCGGCCGCAUCGGCAAUUGCCUCGAACGAGCUGUGGAGUGCACCAACUUCCAGUGCUUGGGUGCACGCUUUAGAUGAGCGCAGGCAUCAACAGAUGGUCAACUCAGGAUACAGCCCACCACUAUCUACCGACCAAACAGAUGGAGAUGCAUUGGCUACGUACCCAGCCUUUGCACUCUAUGCUUUUCUAGAAGGAAAGACAAGUCAAAUCAUGGAGCGGUUGUCAUCACAAGAAUCACUAAACAAAAUCUCGCAGGAGGUCACGCCAACACUGAUUACUAUCUACAACAGUCGCCUUCAUCAAAAUUCCCAGUCAGAUGACUUCAGUCUAAAGGCAAUGUGGCAUUCAAUGUUCAUGAUCCUGUAUUGCAACAUGAAUAAACUUGAGUGCGCCGUUGGGCGGGAAGGAUACGAAAAGGCGCAAGAGCACCUCGAGUACGCCACUACAUGGGCAUCUUCUAUGGACGGCCAUCGAUGCGCCAUUCAUGCAGCUUUGAUUCUCCGACAUCUACAACGCAUACCAAUCGGACAAGAACCGGGUAUACAUGUACCGCGAUUACUUUGUCACUCUGCACUGAUUUGGUACGCUUAUACACGAUUUGGCCGAGAUGACAGCUCUAUGUUUACCAACGAUGGACUGAACUUCUCAGAGCUGCAAAGUACUGGCAUCGACGCAGCAAGAGUAUUGUUCGCCGCUAAUGGAUUCAAAAAGAGUCGACCCACCACCUCGGAGUCGAGUACAUUGUUCCAUUUGAUUGAUCUUUUAGCACGACUUGGAUUUCGGUGUACCAUUUACCCCGUGAUUUUCCAAUCCGGGGAUGACCACGGUUUCCCGCCGACAGAAUGGGGCGUCCCGCGGCGGGACACAAUGGCUGGGAACGAUCCUAUUUCAAAGGUUUCCCAAUUUCAACAAGCGUGCAUAGAUGCCGGUUAUGAGAAACCAGAUGGCAUGCCGGAGCUGCCGGAAUGGGACAUUGAAACUCACCUCAGUUUGAUGCAAAAAGUAAACAUCAGCAAGUCCAUCUUAUCAAUCAGCUCACCCGGCACACACCUCAUUCAUGGAAACCACAAAGUCGCGCGUGAACUCACCCGUUUGUGUAACGAGUACAUGUUGGAUUUGGUCUCCCAGUAUCCAUCAAAACUGGGUUUCUGGGCAUCUUUACCUCUUCCGGAUGUUGAGGGAAGUUUAGAGGAAAUUGCAUACGCGUUCGACAAACUGAAUGCCAACGGCAUCACGCUCGAGACAAAUCACCAUGGCGUAUAUCUCGGCGACCCAAAAUUUGCGUCUAUAUUCGAAGAACUGAAUAAAAGACACGCUAAAGUGUUUAUCCACCCUACCACCCCAUGUGUCCUUCAGGGAGACCACGAUCAUCCAAAAUCAGUAGCAGCGACUCCAUUAACCCAGUUCCCUAACCCGGUUUUUGAAUUUUUGUUCGACACCGCCCGCGCAGUCAUAAACCUUUUCACGUCAGGAACAAUUUCGCGCUGUCCAAACAUCAUAUUCAUAAUCCCGCAUGCCGGUGGCGCAGUGCUGCCUCUAGUCGAACGUUUUACUUCAUUUGGGCGCCUUAUCGGCGCAGACCAAAGCCUCACCGCACAGAUGAUCAAAGAUGCAUUCUCGCGACAGUUCUAUUUUGAUCUUGCGGGCUUCCCGUUCCCGGAUCAGAUUAAGGAGUUGCUAUUAUAUGUCAAAAUGGAUAGAUUAUUGUAUGGAAGCGACUAUCCGUUUACGCCUGAAAUGGCUGUUCUGGGAUUGGCGAAUGUGAUGACGACGGAAAUGCGAAAGAUGUGGGAAGAUGAAAAAGAACGAGAGAUGAUAUUGUCGGGGAAUGCGAGGAGGUUGUUAUCUUCUUAG